Messenger RNA from Notolabrus celidotus (New Zealand spotty), 2657 nucleotides. RefSeq names its product occludin/ELL domain containing 1 (gene marveld2l). The transcript has 6 exons. Gene Ontology annotation, biological process: bicellular tight junction assembly. Lineage: Eukaryota; Metazoa; Chordata; Actinopteri; Labriformes; Labridae. Bases 317 to 1963 code for a protein of 548 amino acids. The record is from RefSeq and is a predicted model, not a curated record. Gene Ontology annotation, cellular component: apical plasma membrane; bicellular tight junction; cytoplasmic vesicle.
UUAACCUCCCAGUGCCAGUCUCCAGCAGCACAUGGGCGGUUCAGGUUUAAUGUUUAAGCUUUUACUCCCCCCUCUGCUCUCCACACACUGGCCGAUCGCCCUGCAUGUGUGGAAUCGAGUGUCUGCCGUCAGGAGUGAGUCACCUGAGAGAGUAAAGAGGUUGAACUGCGUGGGCUUCCUGGACACGGCAGCCAUUUUACAGAAGAGAACAGGUCCUACGUGGGUCCAGCAUCUGCAUGACUAGAGGGCAAUUGGGGUCAAAGCGGGACUGUGUGAUCACCUCUUUCUCAAUGAAUCACCAGAAUCCUCCUGCAGCAUGAAAAGCUGGAGUAAAACACUCGAGAGUCAAGAGGCUGACAGCGUGGUCGGGUCCUCCUCCAGCAAGAGGAACUCCAUCAGUGAUCCACCGGUGCCUGUGUGGGUGACUCACACACCCACACCGGAUAACAACACAGAUGAGGAUGAUGACACUAACCCUGCCACUUCACCUCCUGCAGAGGAAGAGAAAAAAGGGAGCAUGAAGGACAGGCUGAAGUCCCUCCUCCCUCAGUCAUGGGGGCGUAGUAGUCCUAAAAGAACACCAGAAAGUGACAGUUUAAAUGACUCUGAAGGCAGCUCCAGAGAGAUCAAGAUCCUCCCUAAUGGGACCAGGGUGAGCCCUCCUGUAAGCCCCCUGGUGGGGCGCAGAAACUGGGCUGAGUCUCACAGCAGCUCCAGCAAAAGCUCCCAUAAGCUUUUGCUAAGGGAGAGCCCCUCUGAUGAUCUGUUCAAUCAGAGCCUCAGAGAGGAAUCCCUCCUCACCAGUAUCCACCCUGCAGAGUACUACGCUGAAAAACUAGAGGUCUACAACCUGAAGUACUCUUAUUUAAAGUCCUGGCCAGGGCUGCUCAGACUCCUAGCAGGACUCCAGCUCCUAUUUGGAGGCAUGGUGUUUGCAUGCGUCAUCUCCUAUGUUCACAAAGACAGUGAGUGGUCCAAUACCUACGGGCACUAUAACGGUGCAUAUAACAAUGGGAUGGGCCUGUCUGGGUACAGCUACGCAGGCCCAAUGACGGCUUUCAUACUAGCAGUAGCAGGACUCUCCUGGAUUAUCACUUUCAUCCUCCUGGUGAUAGGAAUGACGAUGUAUUAUCGCACCAUCCUCCUCGACGCUCACUGGUGGCCGCUGACGGAGGCUUUCAUCAACGUGACUCUGUUCCUACUCUACAUGGCAGCAGGGAUUGUCUACCUGAACGACUUGAACCGCGGAGGGCUGUGCUACAUGACAAUAGGUGUUAACCCCAUCCUGGCUAAUUUGUGUAGGGUUGACGGCGGCCAGAUGGCAGGGACCGCUUUCAUCUUCAUCAACAUGGCAAUGUAUCUGGGAAGUUUCCUGGUGUGUCUGAAGAUGUGGAGGCACGAAGCCACAAGAAGGGAAAGGGAGGACUUUGAAAACCAGGAGGAGUUUCACCAGUCCAUCCCGCUUACACUCCAGAAAACAAAGCACAUAUCAUUCAAGGAUGAAAUUGAUCAUCCUUUUAAGAAAAGUAUCAACAACCAAUCAGUGUUCAACCCAGAGGUCCAUAAUAAACCAGUCAGUCUGAGCAGAGCACUAGCGCCUGGAUACACCCCUAAAGUGCAUGUUGUCGCCGACUACAUCAUAAAGUAUCCAGAGAUCAGCAGUGUGGAAGAAAGGGAAGAGUACAAAGCUGUGUUCAAUGACCAGUAUCAGGAAUACAAGGACCUCUACCGAGACGUCAGUGACACCCUCAAUAAGUUCAGAGACCUGGACGCCAUGAUGGAAAAACUGCUCAGGGAUGGAGAGAGCCGAGAAAGUGAACAGAGGAUUCAAGGCCUUCUGAAGACGUUGCAGCAGAAGAAGAAUGACCCUGCUUUCCUGGAGAAAAAGGAGCGCUGUGAUUAUUUAAAAGCUAAAUUAAGCCACAUCAAAAACAGAAUACGCACUUUUGACCAGGAACCAUGAAUGAAGAAGAGUUGACCUGCACCAAAUGAUGAACGAAUACAGCACAGCACUUCUUCUUCAGUGGUUGUUUUCUUAUUGUGUUGUAUUGCAUCAGUAUGUUGACAGAUUCCAAUAUUUUUGUUUUGAAUCAAAGUAUAUUUUUAUUACGGGGGUUGCCAUUAGCCUAUAGCGUGCACCCCAUGUACAGAGACUACAUUCCUUGCUGCAGCGGUUGCGUGUUUGACUCUCUGUGUUGACCAUUUUCUGUAUGUCUUCACCCGCUCUAUCAAAUAAAGGGAAAAUGACCCAGAAUACAAGUUUUAAAUAAUAUAUAUAAUUUUUUUACAUAAAAAAUUGACUGAACAUGUAUUUGUAUAUCAUUUUUUACAGGCCUCAAUAUGAGGUUGGAGUUGACUUGAAACUUGAUUUUUAACACAUUUUUUUACUCCUGAACUACAUUCCUUUUGUAUUGCUUUCAUUAUUAUAUCACCCUUUUUAUGGGUUUAUCAUCUUGUUGAUCCAUGUGCAUGAUUUAAUUGUAACUCCUGCUAUUAAUGUGAGUAGCGAAAAGAAAAGGUUGUGCUGAUAUAUUUUUAACUAAUACUUCAUCUGCAAUGCCAUUUUUGUGUUUUAUUUACAACUUUUGAUUUGUAAUAUCAGCUGUUUUUUUGUUCUUACCACCCAACUAAAGGAUGAAUGUAUCAUUUUUAUUCUU